AUGUCCGCUUUGUACAAGCAAGUAUCCCCGCAACGCCGAGCGCAUGCUCACACGCCUCCCACCCCCAUCGGCCCGGCACCGGCCCCGACCCCAUUGCCCGGCCCAAAGCCAAAUCGAGCACCGAUAGCUAACCUACACCCCAGCCUCAUCUUCCGCAGGAACACCGCCUUUGUCGGUGCUGUCUUCGCUGGUGCCUUCGCUUUCGAGUUGGCCUAUGACAACGGCAUGGACAAGGUCUGGGACAAGAUCAACAAGGGGCGCCAAUGGAAGGACAUCCGCCACAAGUACGUCGAGGCUGAGGAGUAA
Molecule: messenger RNA, 306 nt
Organism: Neurospora hispaniola
Lineage: Eukaryota; Fungi; Ascomycota; Sordariomycetes; Sordariales; Sordariaceae
Product: ubiquinol-cytochrome C reductase
Exons: 4
Coding region: 1-306 (101 amino acids)
Biological process (GO): mitochondrial electron transport, ubiquinol to cytochrome c
Source: RefSeq, a predicted model, not a curated record